Toxoplasma gondii ME49 is the source of this 1281-nucleotide messenger RNA. RefSeq names its product pyrroline-5-carboxylate reductase. Gene Ontology annotation, biological process: L-proline biosynthetic process. Lineage: Eukaryota; Apicomplexa; Conoidasida; Eucoccidiorida; Sarcocystidae. Gene Ontology annotation, molecular function: pyrroline-5-carboxylate reductase activity. The record is from RefSeq and is a predicted model, not a curated record. Bases 22 to 1149 code for a protein of 375 amino acids. The transcript is spliced from 7 exons.
ACUUGUUUGAGAAGUAGCAAAAUGUGUUGCGGCACCAUCCUUUCUCAAACACUAUCACUGAUGCUUACCCUAGUUCGCUGGUGUAUUUCUCAUGUGAGAACGACAGUCAAUCGGCAUCUUUGGGGCAACGCCAAGCGGUUGCGUGGUGAGAGGAGAUUCCGGUCCCCUAGUCAUCGUUCAGUCGUAGGGUCAAAAGCUGUAUACAAAAAAGAACCAGGCUGUCCCUCGCCUCCUCGUAAAUGUUGCGCUCCAGCGGCGAGCAAGCACCGCCAGCAGGACGAGAACAGGAUGACGGAGCGGAUACGGAAAAAAAUUGCUUUUAUCGGGGCAGGCACAAUGGCUUUUGCCCUAGCCAAAGGUUUCACGUCGUCCAAGCGUGUGCUACCGUCGGAAAUCACUAUGCUUGUUCGGAACGAAGCCGCGAGGAACCAUGCCAUUGAAAAUGGAUACCUCGCGGUGCACACACUAGAAGAGCUAGACCCUAUGGACAUCAUCUUCAUAUCUGUAACUGCAACGGAAGCUCUAGACCUCGUGCGGAGCUUCGCACCGGUAAUCGAUGGAUCUCACCAUUUGAUCAUUUCAAUCAGCAUCGGCGUUUCCCUGUCAAAACUGGUGGAGACCGUUACAGAGGAAAAGGAAAAACAUGGACAGAAAGUUGAGGGAAAUCGCCGCAUUGCACGUCUCCUCCCCAAUGUCGCUUGCCAGUCCGGGCACGGAGUGAGUGUCUUCUGCCUUGGUCCCGACUGCUCCCACGACGAUGGCCAUACAAUCAUGAAUCUUUUAACUACUUGUGGCGUUUGUUACCGCAUCGAAGAGCGGUACAUGGAUGCCUCAGCAGCACUUGCGGGAUCGGGGCCAGCCUUCGUUUUUAUGCUUCUGGACGCCCUCAGUGACGCUGGAGUGAAAAACGGCCUUCCCAGAGUUGUCGCAUCGAGCCUGGCCAUCGACAUGGUAAAAGGAAGUGCCGGCUUCGCCAGAGCGAAGCAGUCGGUAAAGACUCUCGGAGAGCUGAAAGAGGAGACAAUCGUGCCUGGCGGAGCCACCAUUACUGGCCUCACAGAGCUCGAUCGUCACGGCUUUGUCAACUCUGUGAUCCAGGCAGUCGAGCAAUGCAUGAUACCGGCCGACCCCGACACUAACCUCCUCUAAUCGGUGGUCUAGGUUUCAUAUUCCGUCGCACAUUUUUCUGCUCAUAUUGAAAUUUUCCGAAAAGCUUCAACGCAGUGAGUGUGAGCGGAGCACUAGGGAUGUCUGUUUUCUAAGCGUCUUUUGCUGCGUGAG